AUGUUGGAGAAACCUGUGUACUACAGCUUCCCAUCACCAAUGUUUCUUGGAAUUGGACAGAUGGCAGCCACUAUACUUAUCUUGUAUGUGUCAAAAUUAAAUAAGAUUGUUCACUUCCCUGACUUUGACAAAAGUAUACCUGUGAAGUUGUUUCCUCUGCCUCUGAUUUAUGUUGGAAACCACAUAAGUGGAUUAUCAAGUACCAGCAAACUCAGUUUGCCGAUGUUUACAGUGCUCAGGAAGUUUACCAUUCCACUUACUUUACUGCUGGAAAUCAUCAUACUUGGGAAACGAUACCCGCUGAGUAUUAUAGUCAGCGUAUUUGCCAUCAUUCUUGGGGCUUUCAUAGCAGCUGGGUCUGAUCUGUCUUUUAAUCUAGAGGGCUACACCUUUGUAUUGCUAAAUGAUAUCUUCACAGCGGCAAAUGGAGUUUACACAAAGCAGAAAAUCGAUCCAAAGGAGUUGGGAAAAUAUGGUGUCCUUUUCUAUAAUGCUUGUUUCAUGGUGGUUCCAACAGUUAUUAUUAGCUUUUCUACUGGAGACUUUCAACAGGCAACACAUUUCCAGCAGUGGACAAAUUUUUUGUUUGUCUUUCAAUUUAUUCUUUCCUGCUUGUUGGGGUUUCUCUUGAUGUAUUCUACUGUCCUGUGCAGUUAUUACAAUUCUGCGCUCACAACAACAGUAGUUGGUGCCAUCAAGAAUAUAUCCAUUGCUUACAUCGGAAUGUUGAUUGGUGGAGAUUACAUAUUCUCCGUGUUAAACUUUAUAGGGCUAAAUAUUUGUAUGGCAGGAGGACUGAGGUACUCAUUUUUAACCCUAAGAGGAAACAGCAAGCCUACACAACCUGAGGAUGAAGAGAAUGCACUUCCUGAGUCAAAGAUAUAG
Messenger RNA from Cariama cristata (Red-legged seriema), 885 nucleotides. RefSeq names its product solute carrier family 35 (UDP-GlcNAc/UDP-glucose transporter), member D2 (gene SLC35D2). Gene Ontology annotation, molecular function: antiporter activity; GDP-fucose transmembrane transporter activity. Bases 1 to 885 code for a protein of 294 amino acids. Gene Ontology annotation, cellular component: Golgi apparatus. NCBI's taxonomy places the organism in Eukaryota, Metazoa, Chordata, Aves, Cariamiformes, Cariamidae. The record is from RefSeq and is a predicted model, not a curated record. The transcript has 12 exons.